Phoenix dactylifera (date palm) is the source of this 970-nucleotide messenger RNA. RefSeq names its product 28 kDa heat/acid-stable phosphoprotein-like protein. NCBI's taxonomy places the organism in Eukaryota, Viridiplantae, Streptophyta, Magnoliopsida, Arecales, Arecaceae. The record is from RefSeq and is a predicted model, not a curated record.
CAUUUUCGAGGUAAUAAAUAUUCCAACCAGGUGAAGAAAUCGCAGUUAGAUUAGAUUUUGGUAAAAUCCGCAGGAGGGAAGAUAAAAAAGAGACGGGUGGAGGGGUGUAGGGUUUGGGAGGCCGAGGCGACGAGAGAGAGAGAGAGGGAGAGAGAGCUGUUCGCUUUCCAUCGCCUCCAGAGAUCGAUUGGCGAAGCCUUCAUCGUCCUUCUCGUCUUCAAUCGUGCGUCUUGAUCAUGGGCAGGGGGAAGUUUAAGGGCAAGCCUACGGGACGCAGGAACUUCUCCACCCCUGAAGAGAUGAUUGCUGGUACCUCAGCUCGUCCUCGCACCUUUAAAGCGGAGGAGGCUGAAGACAAAGAAGAGGAAACUGAAGAGGAAGCUGAAGAUGAUUCUGGAGAAGAGACCGAGAGAAGGAAAGGCAUCGAGGGCAUUAUUCAGAUUGAGAAUCCAAACUUGGUAAAACCAAAGACUACGAAAGCUAGAGAAGCUGAUUUGGAGAAGACAACUGAACUCUCAAGGCGUGAAAGGGAGGAGAUAGAGAAACAAAAAGCUCAUGAGCGGUACAUGAGGCUGCAGGAGCAAGGAAAAACAGAACAAGCUAGAAAGGAUCUAGAACGUCUAACCUUAAUACGACAACAAAGAGCUGAAGCUGCAAAGAAGCGAGAAGAGGAAAAGGCUGCCAAGGAACAGAAGAAGGUCGAAGCUCGCAAGUGAUUGCACCUUCGUCAAGGAAUGAUACUUCUCACCACAAAAAAUUGCUUGUAAAGUCAUCUGAACCAUCUUUGUUGGUCAAGUGCAAAAAAUUUGAUACGUCAGUAUGCUUCAUUUGACUUUCAAUAACUAUGCUUUUUCCACUUGGGCGUCUCUUUAUUAUUUAUCGAGAGCCGAGGGAAACCAAAGUCAGUAAUUUGGGUAUUUGUUGAAAAUGAUAUCAAAAUAUAAAUGACCAGUAAGCUAAAUUUGGAAGG